Messenger RNA from Panicum virgatum (switchgrass), 1152 nucleotides. Its product is annotated as WAS/WASL-interacting protein family member 3-like. Bases 1 to 1152 code for a protein of 383 amino acids. The transcript has 3 exons. NCBI's taxonomy places the organism in Eukaryota, Viridiplantae, Streptophyta, Magnoliopsida, Poales, Poaceae. The record is from RefSeq and is a predicted model, not a curated record.
AUGGUGUACUCCACGACGAAGAUGGCGCGGUCGGCGGCGCCCCGCUCCACGGCCGCUAGCGCGUCCGCGAAGGCCCGGCACGGGAGCGCUGAGCCCUGGAACACCACCCAGAGCUUGGUGGCCGCGGCGGCGGCGCCCCCGCCGGCGGCGCGGGUGCGGACGGAUCCUGGCCUCUGCCAUGGACGGAUCCAGGCGGCGCGCCUCCGCCAUGGACGGCGACUGCGGGACAAGGUCCGAUUCGUUGGAGUGGACUCGCCGGCGGGCGGCGGCGGGAGCAAGGCCGGGCGGGGCAAGAACACCCGCGGAUGCUGCCGUAGCUCGGGGGCGGCGGGGGUGCCCGAGCUCGGGGUCCACAGCGGUCGGCCGCGCGGGCAGGAGAUCCGCCGUGUGCGCAUGCAUCACGAGAACGCAUUCUGCACAGAGUAUGAGAAAUCAAAGUUUCUCGCCGACAGAAUUGCAUUGCAGGCAGCGGCAGAGGAGGCGCCCAUCACACUUGUCUACCCCGGCGUUAUAAAAAGAAAAAACCUACCGGGCCCCGCCCCCCAGCCCGCCGUGCCGCCCCACCGCCGGUCCCGCCGCGCCGCGCCGCCCAACCCCACCCAGCCGCGUCGCGCCGCCAUCGACCCCACUCCGCCCCGCCGGCGGCCCCGGCCCCGCUCCCCGCCGGCCCUGGGGGAGAGCCCGCGUGCAGCGCUGUGCCUCGCCCGGCUCCCGGGGAGGUCGCUGGAGCUCUGCCGCCCCGCCGCCGGCCCCGCCCCCGCUUCCCGCCUCCGCCUGCGUCGCCGGCCCUGGGGGAGCCCGUGCACAGCGCCAUGCCUCGCCCGCUCCGCCCGGGGAGGUUGCUGGAGCUCCGUCGCGCUACCGCCGACCCCGCCCCCGCUUCCCGCCUCCGCCUGCGUCGCCGGCCCUGGGGGAGCCCGCGCGCAGCGCCGUGCCUCGCCCGCUCCGCCCGGGGAGGUUGCUGGAGCUUCGUCGCGCUGCCGCCGGCCCCGCCCCCGCUCCUCGCCGCCGCCUGCGUCGCCAGCCCUAGGGGAGCCCGCCGCAGCGUCGUGCCUCGCCCGCGCCGCCGCCGCCCGGGAUCUCACGGAGAGAGAGAACGGGGGAAAGGAGAAAGAAAAAAUGGAGCAGAGAGUGUCAUUGCAAGGCAUCUAG